UUCUGCCAGAACCCAACUCCUGUUGUGGACACGGCUGAGUGCACAGGUAGAAUCUACCUGGCUCUAACCAUGAUCCAGUCGGGCCUUAUCUUAUCGACCAUUUGACAGCUAGCCUUUCUUUGCCUUCGAAAUCAUUGGGAAUAUGAAAGGGAGCUUGGUGUCUUGUUGCUGAGUUAUGCCAAAGAAAUGGAGAUAUUCAAGAGAGCGAAGGCUGCCAUUAGGGCUUUGAAGGGAGUGCCCGAGAUCGAAGAGCAUCUGAACCGCGAUGCAUUUGGCCUUGCCGAGACCGUCCGCCAUGGAUUUCCUCACAUGGCGACCACCCUGGCCGUCGAUCAUGUGCAAGGUUUGAUUGCUGUCGGCAACAGAAGCGGUGUUAUUCGGAUAUUCGGCAGACCAGCAGUUGAGGUCAGCGUGAGGCAUGAGGUCAAGGAUUUCGAGUCCUGUCAGGUGCUGCAUUUGGCUUUCAUGCCUAAUGAGGGUGCGUUGUUGAGCGCAACAUCGGACAACACUCUGCACAUGUGGGAUCUCAAGAGCAAGGAGAUCACCGUAGCCCAAUCGGUGCAUUUCGAUGAGGAGUCGGUGACAGCUGGAGCGAUCACUUCACUAUGCGCGCCCAUACAGUCUGACUGGAUCUAUGUUGGCCUGAGCUCUGGCAAUGUUUUCAUGGUCAAUGCCAAGACCUUCCAAGUGUCCGGCUAUACCAUCUACUGGAACAAAGUGGUUGAACUGUCGCAGCGUGCACGACCUGGUGCUGUCAAUGCGAUUCUUGAACAUCCCACAGACUGUGGAAAGAUUCUGAUAGUGUAUGACCACCUGUUAGUUCUGUGGGACUUGCGUCGUCAAUCACCUGUCUACCGGUGUCCAACAAAGGAGGCUGUGCGCGGUGCCGACUGGAGCAGCGACGGCAAGAGCUUCAUGACCGGACUACGCAACGGCUCCCUGGCCACGUGGAACAGCAAGGAUGGCAAGCUGAUGCGCAUGACUCGUCCCCAUGCGGUCCACACUGGUGAGCUAGCUUGCCAUGGAAUUCACAAACUGAAGUGGAUGUCCACAAAAGACGAGCCUAUAGUGUUCUUCACGGGUGGUAUGCCAGUGCAGCAAGAUGGCAUGACCAACACACUUACCAUUCUUAGCAGCUCUCAGGAGCUGCAGGUGGUCGAGUACGAGAGUCGUGUGGUGGACUUUUGCCUGCUGAAGACUGGUGUCUAUCCAAGUGACACGCAAGAUCCUCACUCUGUUGUUGUACUACUUGAGGAUACCAUUGAAGUGAUUGAUCUACUCUCACCAUCGUGCAAUGAGUUCACAAUGCCCUAUGACAUCACAUUACAGUCACCGACCAUCACUUCAGUGUUGUACGAGGGAGACUUGCCAGCCGAAGUUGUUGGACUGCUUGUGUCGGCUGGAAGCAAGCAAGUACCCAAAGAGGGCUCAACACGGGUAAGCAGGUCUUGGCCGCUGACGGGUGGUAGUCGUGGCAAGAGUCCCACCAAGCAAACAGCAGAUCUCAUCGUAACUGGGCAUAUAGAUGGAUCUGUUCGCUUUUGGGAGUCAACAUCAACCACUCUCAUGUCCCUGUACACCUUUGACUCCGCUGUCCUGUAUGAACCGCGUAAGACAACCUGCCGGUCAAAGUCCGCUCCGUCCUCGCCAACAGAUGGUGCCGGGGCAGCGACGGCCCACGCAUCGGGUGAUGAAACUGAUGGUCCCUUUCGGCGACAGGUGCCGAGCGAGUCUUCUCCCAACGAGAAUUGGGAUAUGGUGGAGGGUGUACCAACUGAAGAGGAUACAUCACCUGUGACAUCUGCACAGGCAGCAGCAGGUGGCAGUCCAACUGAAGCCCCACGGGAAACCAGUGGCAAUCAGGCUGCAGCGGCGCAAGCUGCAGUGCGAGCCUCUCCAGUAGCCCAGCCAGUUGCCCCAGCACCUGUAAGUGCUGCCCCUAUUGCAACGCCCAUCGGUGGUCCUCCGGCCACUACUACCAUUACACCGGCCAAGCAGCAGGCAACGGCAGCAGCUGCGGCAACCACCCCUCCUGUAAGUGGUAAAGCAUUGCCGUCGGCAAGUUCAGCUCCACGUUGUACACAACCCACAACACCCGGGCCUUCCAACAAAGAACCACGAGCCGUGACAACACCGGAAGCCACUACUGGCGGCAACAACACGGCUGCCAGUUCUACUCCGAGGCAAUCAUUGGAGAAAAGUCCCGACAGUAUGGCGGCUGAAAUGCCACAGACUGAACCAGCCGAGCUUGCUGCUGCACCGACAUCCUUGAGAUUUCCUUUUGCAAUCCGACACAUGCGCUUCUGCCGCCGCUCCCUAUCACUGACUCUCUGCAACGAACUCUCGUCUGUAGUAGUUUGUCAGUUUGGUCUGGAGCCGAGAGAAGUCCGGGAAAUCCUUGUGAGCUUGGCAAAUCCCCACUGUCCGAAUCCAGUGAAGUCCCUUGAUACAGCACCAUCAUCGGUCGCGGGAUCAGAGCAUCCUGCAGUUGAGACCAUACCCGAGGAUGCUGCUGCUGCUGCUGCUGCUGCUGCUGAUCCUGAAUCCGUGGGAUAUGUGGCGCGUUCGGCUAGCACGUGCCUGGUGCCGUGGCGUUGCCGUAACCUGGCCGUGGAGCAGCAAGCGUGCGGCUAUCACCCGAUUGUGUGCGUGCAGUGUUGCGAUGCUGUCACUGGGUCCGUGUCUUCUUGUGGACUGACUUCAGUUGCCACCGACAUUGCUCAUGGAAUUCUGGCCAUUGGCUCGGCGGAUGGUGUUGGCGUUUUCGACAUUCAACGGCAGACUGUCAUUCUCACUUCCGGUCUCGACAGUCUUAAAGAUGUGCUCUGUAUCGAGAGAGGCGAGCGCAGUGACAAGCCAGAGCGCAGCGAGAAGUCGGAAAGGACCGAAAAUCCCGAGAAAACACCGAGGAUUGACAAGAGCGCAAAGGCUGAGAAGAGUGCAAAGAGUGGCACGAGUCCUGUUCCCCGUUCACCAUCUGUUGAAGGUGAUGGUGUGCCGAAGAAGAGUGCAAAGAGUCCUUUAGCAUCUGUGCCCCGUUUAGCAUCUGUUGAUGUUGAAAGUGUGGCGAGGAAGAGUGCAAAGUUCUUCCUGCGUCGCAAGAGAAAGUCGUCGAAGACUGACUUGCCAUCUCCAGAGUCAGCAGAAGCCCCACCAGUGUCGAGUACAAAGAACUAUGAGCAUAAUGUGGACCAAGUAUCAGAGGGGGAGCAGGAAGACUCUGUAUCAACACUGCCUUCUGCAGCAGCAGCAGCAGAAGCCGGAGCAACAGCAACAGCUCGUGGCAGUGUACCGACAUUGUCACCGGCGGCCUGCCAGACUCUGCUGCUUGCUGAGACAUUUUCUCACCAGUCGACAACAGAUCAGCAUCUGUACUGUAGCGUGUGGUGUGGCUCGUCCACCGGCCAGGUCUAUGCGCUCAGCCUGGUGCCGCUGCCAACCGACCAGGCGCCCUCCUCCGUCUCAUCGGCAUCAUCAACUGGCACCAAUGCGGGUACUGGAUGGGGUGUCUACUAUCAUGCACUGUAUAUGCCAGUGUGUCGAGAGGAGCCUAUCACCGACCUGGCUGUACUGAACCAGCAUGGCCGAGUGCUAACAUCAGCCUCUAAGCAGGAUGCAGCGGAAGAGGAGUUUAUUGCUCAUCUCGAAGGUAAGCCAACAGAAGAGUUCAAGAAAGAUCAGUUCCACUUCCUAGUUGUCUGCUCUGAUCAACACAGUUGGGUUUACGCUUUGCCGUCGAGUGGUCGUGAGACCCACAAAUACCCGGAGGCAACCUACGUGGUCAAGUCAGCUAUUGUUGAUAUCAACGGGUCAGCAUGUUUGUCAGCCCUGACCCUGGACGGCCGAUUGCUAGCAUACAGCCUGCCCAGUAUGACACCACUGCUGGAUGCACCUAUCGAUCUGCCCGGCGGUGUGGAUGUCAGAACGGUGCGUUCAUUUGCAUGGGCCAAUGGCGGACAAAUCCUGUACAUGCCUUCUUCAACGGAAAUCCAGCGCCUGUGCAUGGUGAAGGAAAAUGUCUUGAAGCUACCUGGUUCACUGCCUGCUACGUAUGUAGAGAAGGAGUUCCCGAAGAGGCAGGAGAAGGGUCUGUUUGCUAGCUUGUUCUCAUCCACACCUGAGCAGCUUGAUCGAGAUGAGCUCUUCGGCAAGGACCACAGUGGUGUGGCAUCGCAGGCUGUUGCUACGCGACAGCCGGGAAGUUUGGACAAGUUGAAGGGCGAAGUUGCUCACUCUAAUGACGUCUUCUCCCGGGCACGGCAGAAUCUUGAUGAACGAGGCGAGAAACUAAACGACCUUGGUCUCAAGACAGAGAAGAUGUCAGAGAAUGCUUCGGAGUAUGCUCGAAAUGCCCGGCUUCUCGCCGAGAAAUACCAGAACCAGCGAUGGUGGCAGCUCUUCUAAGUCUGCAGCCACUGGUAGGCAGCAGGCAAUCAGUGUUUCCUGUCUUUGUCAUCGACUCGUCCAUGACGCUAGCUGCACUGCGCAUGUGUGUGUGCUAAUGCUGGUUUGAUCUCUGCAUGGUAGUGAGCAGUACGGUCAUCGCACUUCUAGGCUAGAAUUCACACAGUGCCGGCUGAUUGUUCCGGGCUUUUUGUCAGUGUACCUACAGCGCUGCUCCGGUGAACUUCGGCAUCACUGACUGAGGAGUAUCUAGGCACUUCCUUUGUGCACCACGUAUGCUCUUCUAUCUUUGUUUUCCUUUUUUUUUUGAAUUCCUGUAUAUGUUUGUAUGUUGCCCAACCAGAAGCUGAGGUGUGGCACAAUGCUGUUCUCUUCUUCCCACUGACAGAAGUGUAUUGCUUACUGUCACUAGCUGUUGUCACUAGCUGUCAUUAGCGUAUUCAUGUCCACUCUAAUGCUGGAGUACAUGUUUGAUUUUCAAUUUUAUCUAAAAUUUCAAGCCAACCCGCUACGUCUCCCCGGAUACCCUAUUCACCGAUUUCUACUCGUAGCUGUCAUAAUAAUGCCGUGGAUGGCCGUACUUAUUGCCACCUUGUGCACCGACUAUUUUCUCGUGCGGGGAUCAUUUCAUAUUAUUAAAUAUUAAUUAUUGAUUCUAUAUUUUGAAGCACACAACGCUAGUCCUAUACUGCCGGUCAUUAUCGCACCCGCAGCAUUCAAUACCUCAACCCAUAUCCCCGCUGCCUCCGUCAAGCGCGCAGUUGCAGUUUCCAGUCUGAUUUUACCUCUAAGCUAACCGUGCCUUAUCACACCGCCGCCGCCGCCGUCUCACUCAACAGGCAUUCGUCCAAGGUGGCAUUGUCUGCUGCUAGCAGUUCUGUCUCACCUGGUAUUUUGUCAUGUUUCCUUUUUGAGUUUUUUUUCUCACUGCGAUCAGAUCGAUGAUUUGUCAUUGUGAUUCCUGUACUUUUAACACUGAAUGUUUGCUUGCACCACCAGUACCAGUUUAGUUUGUUAUCCCGGCUGUUUUUUUGUAGCAGUAGCAUUAUUCCGAGCUGUUUUUUUGUUUGUUUUUGCGCAGAUUUUGGUGGAACAUUUCCAAAACCCAUAAUGAUCUAUCACGCCCCCCCCCCCUCCCCGCGCACAAUUUCCCGUGCUUUCCUUGAAACUAACGUUACUUCUGA
Molecule: messenger RNA, 5588 nt
Organism: Sycon ciliatum
Lineage: Eukaryota; Metazoa; Porifera; Calcarea; Leucosolenida; Sycettidae
Product: syntaxin-binding protein 5-like
Exons: 27
Coding region: 187-4404 (1405 amino acids)
Biological process (GO): regulation of protein secretion; regulation of exocytosis
Cellular component (GO): cytoplasm; plasma membrane; SNARE complex
Molecular function (GO): GTPase activator activity; myosin II binding; syntaxin binding
Source: RefSeq, a predicted model, not a curated record